AUGCAGAAUGGCGAUGAGGAGCUGCAGACAGAAGUGCACGAGGGCAAAUAUAUUGUGAGCACGAGCCUGCAUGACCUGUCGAAGACGGACCCUUGCCAAGUGGCCGCCAGCAAGUCACAGUACACAUGCAACAAUCGAAACUACGGUAACCUGACAGCCACUAUUCGCAAGUUCGAUGCUCGGCUCGCCGAAAAGCUUCGUGAAAAUGACUCUGGCCAGGAGACUGUGUACGACGAUGACCACACGUGGAUCCAAGUUUUGCCACGUACGUUCGUCUACUCCGCGUACGUGGACGACUCGGAGCCGCAGGACUGCCAGGUGCGCAUCAUCAGCGUUGUGCCGAGAGACUCCGCCCAGGAGACGGCGGUGCAGUGCUGGCUGAGCAUCGGAUCAGCCGUUUUCCUGUCCGAGGCGAGCCUGAAGGUACUACCCGAACACCACGACCUCCCGUACGCGGCAGCGUUUUUCCUCUGUCCCGUUAAAUUCCCUUCCGAAGUGAGGAACCAGCCGAACAUGAGGGUUGCCCUCGGCACCAACUGGAACAUGACAUCGCCCAAGUGGCUCAGUGUGCACAACCGACGCAAGCACCCCCUCAAGUUCUGCUCCGUCUGCGUUCGUCCAAUGGUAGAACAUUACCGCGCGCUUGCGUCGAUUACGGAGUUCGUAGCCUACUACGUGUCGAUGGGCGCGGCGCAUUUCAACAUCUACCUGUGCCAGGUGCCGCGGGAAGUGGAGCUCCUGCUGUCGCACCUUCGACACCACGGAAAGGUAGACAUUCGGCUUCACCGGUGGAACUUGCCGCUGAACGACUCCUCCGUACUGGCGUACGGUCAGAUGGCGGCUAUUCAGGACUGCAUUUAUCGCUCUAGACUGGCCUCCGAGUACAUCAUUAACGUCGACUUCGACGAGUUUCUAGUCUCCAAGACGAGGAACAGGUUGACUGACGCGAUACUUGAAAUCGAGACCUCGGUCGGCAAGAACUCCUUGGGGAGUGUUUUGGUUAAGAACCAGUUCUUCUGCUACGAGUACCCGUUCAACGCUGCUUACCUCCGCCAGAAGCCGCCGAUGCUUUCUCGUAUUCUGUUCUUACGCGAAGCCAAUGUCUGGAAGCACUACGAGCGCUCAAAGUACGUCGCCAGAGCGGCAGCGGUGGUUUCGGGCGGAGUACACUUUGUUUGGGAGCACGCAAAAGGCGCGAGAGCAGUCGCCAUCUCUGAGUCGGUCAUGGUCAUGCACCACUACAGGUCAUGCUGCGGCGUCCGCAAGAGCAACUUCUGGGGUACCUCGUACUGGGAAUUUUUGGGCGAGGAGGAUGCGCUCGUUGACAAGUCGCUAUAUGCGAUUUCUGCGAGGAUGGCCUACUCGAACGUGGUCGCGUCUAUCAAAGAACUGAUGGAUGAAUCGUCAACCGAGCCACUAUUCUAUACUGACUGA
Rhipicephalus sanguineus (brown dog tick) is the source of this 1434-nucleotide messenger RNA. RefSeq lists its product as uncharacterized. The record is from RefSeq and is a predicted model, not a curated record. Lineage: Eukaryota; Metazoa; Arthropoda; Arachnida; Ixodida; Ixodidae. Bases 1 to 1434 code for a protein of 477 amino acids. The transcript is spliced from 3 exons.